UGGACCCCUGCGCGCACUGCCGGCACAUUUCUAAAGUCUGGCACCGACUGGACCGUCCGCCACCCGGGGAUCCGAACCCAUAUGGAAAGAGCGCGUGCUGGCAGAAGCAGGGUCCCCGCGUGUCGCUCCCUCCUCGGCCUGAGUUUUGAAGAGCGUGAGCCAUGACUCUCAGCUCAGAGAUGUCCGAUGCCUCCAUCCUCUCGGAAGAGACCGACAUCGACGUGGUGGGCGAGGGAGAGGAUGGGGACCACCGGACGCGCUCCUACGUGGAGGAAGUGGCGGAGAUGGGGGAGGACAUCCUGCUGUCCGGCUCCUCUCCGCCUCCCGCCGGCCUGGAUGGCUCCAGCGCUUCCCGGGAUUCCUACAAGGCGACGGGCAAGAACAGCCUGGUAAAGCCCCCCUACUCCUACAUCGCCCUGAUCACCAUGGCCAUCCUGCAGAGCCCCAAAAAGAGGCUCACCCUCAGUGAAAUCUGCGACUUCAUCAGCAACCGCUUCCCCUACUACCGGGAGAAGUUUCCGGCCUGGCAGAACUCCAUCCGCCACAACUUGUCCCUCAACGACUGCUUCGUCAAGAUCCCGCGGGAGCCGGGGAACCCAGGCAAGGGCAACUACUGGACUUUGGACCCGGAAUCAGCAGAUAUGUUCGACAACGGCAGCUUUUUGAGGCGGAGGAAGCGCUUCAAGAGGCAGCAGACGCAGGACUUGCUGCGGGAACACAACGCCUUCAUCCCGGCGGCCGCGUACGGAUACGGGCCGUACGGCUGCGGGGGAUACGGCAUCCAGCUGCAGUCCUACCACACGCACUCGGCUCUUUUCGCCUUCCAGCAGCAGCAGCAGCAGCAGCAACACUCCUCCAGAGGAACCAUGAUCCCCGCUCCGUCUCUGAUGCCCAACACCACCUCCAGCGCUACGGACUUACCCAGGAGGUUCUAUCCGCAGAUGAGCGCGCCGGCUGCCUCCCCCGUCUCCCCUGUCCACAAGUCCAACUCCCCGGUGCACCGCUCCCCCUUCUCCAUAGAAAGCAUCAUCGGAGGGUCGCUGAGCCCCUCCAGGACUCCCCCGGUCGCUGUGCCGGUGCUCGCCUCGUCGCUGGGGCCUGCAAGGGCCAACCAGCUUGAAAACUUUCCCAACAGAAUAAUCAAUGGCACUAGUGGCUGUUAAGCAACUUUUUUCUCUCUUAAAAUACAGCAGCAAAAACAAAAAUAACGCCCCACGUAUGAAGGUAGGAUGAUUUUUGUAUUUGAUAGCUCGCAGCUGAAUGACGGACAUGAAACAAAGAAUAACACUGUGCCUAAAUUCACGCUAUCAUCAGGUUGUGAUUUCAGUUUCAGGGCGUCUCAGGACAAAUCACGUUUUAUCUCCUCCUCGAAAAAAAAAUAGGCUUAAAAAUAAUAAUUAAUAUUAUUAUAAUAAUGUAUUUUGUGUCAAACACAUGUUGUCUUUUUAGUUUGGCGAAACCAGAUUUAAACACAGAAGUUUAUCAGAUAUGCAGUGUGUGUUUAUUUCAGUCAUGAAACGACGAUGUACAGUUUUUGGGGAGGAAGAUUAUUGUGUAAUUGAAGUGUGAUAUUUUUACACCGUUUGUUUUUGUUUUUUUCUUUUUCAAAAAAUAAAUCGUUUUUCAAG
Messenger RNA from Synchiropus splendidus (mandarinfish), 1628 nucleotides. RefSeq names its product forkhead box D1 (gene foxd1). Gene Ontology annotation, biological process: anatomical structure morphogenesis; regulation of transcription by RNA polymerase II; cell differentiation. The coding region runs from base 162 to 1163 and encodes 333 amino acids. Lineage: Eukaryota; Metazoa; Chordata; Actinopteri; Syngnathiformes; Callionymidae. The transcript has a single exon. The record is from RefSeq and is a predicted model, not a curated record. Gene Ontology annotation, molecular function: DNA-binding transcription factor activity, RNA polymerase II-specific; RNA polymerase II cis-regulatory region sequence-specific DNA binding.